AUGCGGAACCUCUCCUUGGUGGCGUCUGCUUUCCGCACGGACCCUGUUUACCAGAGUUCCCAUUGGCUCUGCGCGCUACCGAAGCGGCCCGCCGGUCGGAGCGUCGCGGCAAUGGGGGCCCAGGCGAUGCUCAAGACCCUGCUUUACACCGUCAACUCCCUGCUGCAGCAGCGCAGAUACCGCGCGGCGCUGGCCGUGCUCAAGGGCUUCCGGAACGGAGCGGUCUAUGGAGCAAAGAUCCGUGCCCCCCAUGCUCUGGUGAUGACCUUUCUCUUCAAGAGUGGAAGUUUAAGAGAGAAACUGAAAGCGAUUGCUCAGGCCACAUACACUCAUUCCCGAAACUUGGCGUAUUUUGUGUUCACUUACAAGGGGCUGAUGGCGCUGCAAUCCCGACUACAGGGAAAGAACUUUCAGUUGCACUCCUUCGUGGCAGCCUGUGUUGGGGGCUGGUUAGUGUUUGGUGAAAACAAUCAUAUCAACAGCCAGAUAAACAUGUACCUGCUGUCUCGUAUUCUGUUUGGCUUGUCCCGACUGGCAGUGGAGAAAGGUUAUAUCCCAGAACCCAAGCAGGACCCUUUCCCGAUCUUUGCUGCUGUGACUUGGGGGAUUGUUCUGUGGCUCUUUGAAUAUCAUCGGCACACUCUCCAACCUUCUCUGCAGUCUUCCAUGACUUACCUGUAUGACGACAGUAAUGUAUGGCACGACAUUUCUGACUUCCUCAUUUAUAACAAAAGCAACGCUCAAAAGUAAUUUGCUAAUGCCCAGCGAUCUUUGAAUAAUGGCUCAUUCCAGCAACAACGGGGAAAGGAUUUUCUGCUGCCCUUGAUUGACGCACUUUUUAUUAUUAGGAUCUGUCCGACAAAUUUCCCUCUUGUUUCUUGGCCAAAAUGUUGUGAGUAACCUAAUGAUCUUUUCUUGACUCUCUAUUGGCCACACAGGGACUCCAUAGAAACCUGUCCCAGUGCCACAACGAGAGCAAAAUGUUCCUGGAUUAAUUUGAUUUCAAAAAGGCUUUUCUACAAGAGACCCUAUGUUCCCUACAUUGUAAUAGUUAAUUACUUUUAAAGAAUGCACUGAUUUUAAACACUGACACCUCGAAAGUAAACUGUGACUAUAGUUUAUAUGACACUGAAACAAAAUAUGCAGUAGGGGACUAAUGGAAUGCUUAUGUGCUAGAAAUGCCUCUCACGACCACUGUGUUAGCAGAGGAAGGAAUGCAUGAUUUCCAGCCAUACCUCUCUAUAUGUUGGGUCUUUUUGUGAGCUGAUAUAUUUAUCUAUCUUCUGCUGUGUCAUGUCAGAAGAAGGUCCUGAUUUCUGUGACGUAUUGGAAAUCCAGACUAAACAAGCUGUUUCUUCAGUGAGUUUUCUGUGCAGUUUGCCACCACGUAGAUAAUAGGAUGUUCACAUUUAAAAGCAUUGGGCUUCUUUGGGACAGACAUGGUACGUCAUGCUUUGAAUCCCCAUUUAUACUCAGUCUUUGUCAUUCCUUUGGAUUAUCUAAUGCAGGGUGUUUCAUUCAUUAUUUCCCCUAUUUAAUUACAGCACCUUUUUAUUUCUGUGCCUUGGACUAUGAAUUCCGUACAGUAGAGAAAACUAACCAAAUCCAUUGUAAUAAGAUUUUUACAAGUGAGGGAUUAAAAAGAGGUUGAGCCCAUCGUGUGCAAAUCCAUGGUGUUACUUUUCCCUCCUGUCCCCUGGAAGGAGAAUAUAUCCGUGUAAAUUGAAGCGAUCAUUGACCUUAGCCAAAAGGUUAAUAUUUUACACUGGACCUAAUCAAGAACGCUCCUUUAAUUGUUCAAACUACUAGAUCAUAUGCUGAAUACUUGAGUUGGACCAGUGAUCAGUAUUUCAUACGAUUCAUGCAUUUAUGGUUUGCGAGAAUUAGUGACUAGUUCUGAUAUUUUUCUGUAUAAAAUCUAUCACUCAAAUAAAAAUCACAAAGUUUCACUUUUUUUUAAUUUCUCAAA
Molecule: messenger RNA, 1969 nt
Organism: Terrapene triunguis (Three-toed box turtle)
Lineage: Eukaryota; Metazoa; Chordata; Testudines; Emydidae
Gene: PXMP4
Product: peroxisomal membrane protein 4
Exons: 4
Coding region: 1-750 (249 amino acids)
Cellular component (GO): peroxisomal membrane
Source: RefSeq, a predicted model, not a curated record